Messenger RNA from Panicum hallii, 1098 nucleotides. Its product is annotated as probable U3 small nucleolar RNA-associated protein 11. Gene Ontology annotation, cellular component: nucleolus; small-subunit processome. The transcript is spliced from 9 exons. The coding region runs from base 138 to 827 and encodes 229 amino acids. Gene Ontology annotation, biological process: rRNA processing. The record is from RefSeq and is a predicted model, not a curated record. Lineage: Eukaryota; Viridiplantae; Streptophyta; Magnoliopsida; Poales; Poaceae.
ACCCUAACUUGGCCUCUGCGGCAGAUACCCCUACUCUUGCCUCCUUCCUCCACGGUCGCUGUGCAGUUCUCCUCCUAAAUCCGCCUCCUCCGCCGAUCCCUCGUUCUCCGUCGGAAGCAAACAGGAGGGGAAGGAACAUGUCGUCGCUGCGGAACGCCAUUCCGCGGCGGGCUCAUAAGGAGCGUGCACAGCCGGAGGCGAGGAAGAAGUUUGGGCUUCUUGAGAAGCACAAGGACUAUGUCGUCAGGGCAAAAGCUUUCCACCGCAAGGAGGAAAUUAUCGGGAAACUGAGGGAGAAGGCAGCAUUCAGGAACCCAGAUGAGUUCUACUUUAAGAUGAUCAACAGUAGGACUGUUGGUGGAGUUCAUAGGCCAAAGCCUGAAGCAAAUAAGUAUACCGAAGAGGAACUUCUGUUGUUGAAAAAUAAAGAUAUGGGAUAUAUCCUUCAGUGUAUUCAGAGUGAAAAAAAGAAAAUUGAAAAGUUAAGCUCAACACUUCAUGAACUGGAUACCAAGCGUCCAAACAAGCAUGUUUAUUUUGCUGAAGACAGAGAAGAAGCCAAAGAAAUACAUUCCAGGCUAGGAGAAUGCAGCAACAUGCCUGGCUUUGACAACAUCCCUUCUCGUAUAAAGAAGAAAACAGCUUCUUCAUACAGGGAGUUAGAAGAGAGAAAGCAGAGGCUUCAAAAGCUUGAGAAGUUGUAUGGAGAAAUGGCCUUGCAAAAAGAAUUGAAGAAACCUGGACGCAAGAGGAAACUCCGUGAAGACGAGAUGGUGAAUCCGACAUCACAGCCUGUCUAUAAGUGGCGAGCACAGAGGAAGCGGUGAGAUGAUAUGAACGAUUAACAAAGGGAUGAAAAAAGUGAAGUAUUGCAAGUGGAAGUGCUGAUCGUAACAGCAAACGGAAACUGGCGCUUGAACAUCUCUGAUCUCACCUUGAGUCCUGAAAUAUUUCCAGUAAAUGUGGCCCUCCUCAAGAUCUACUAUAUCUUUGUCAAAUUGUUGGGCAAACAGAAUUAGGAGACGAUGUAAACUUUGAUAUAUAUAUAUGGGAAAUCAGAUUCUAUAUGGUUCGAUUCAAUGGCAAUGUCUUCAUUCA